AUGCAGAGGUCCCCCCUGGAGAAGGCGAACAUCUUCUCCAAACUUUUCUUCAGAUGGACAAAACCCAUUUUGAAAAAGGGUUACAGACGACGGUUGGAGCUGUCAGAUAUUUAUCAAAUCCCUUCUGCGGACUCUGCUGAUAAUCUUUCUGAAAAACUAGAAAGAGAGUGGGAUAGAGAGCUGGCAACUUCAAAGAAAAAACCCAAACUUAUUAAUGCUCUACGGCGAUGCUUUUUCUGGAAAUUUAUGUUCUAUGGACUAAUAUUAUAUUUAGGGGAAGUCACCAAAUCUGUGCAACCCUUGCUGUUGGGAAGAAUAAUAGCUUCCUAUGAUCCUGACAACUCUGAUGAAAGAUCUAUAGCCUACUACCUGGGCAUUGGCUUGUGCCUUCUCUUCCUUGUGAGAACACUACUCAUACACCCUGCUGUAUUUGGUCUUCAUCAUAUAGGAAUGCAAAUGAGGAUAGCUAUGUUUAGCUUGAUUUAUAAGAAGAUCUUAAAACUGUCAAGCAGGGUUCUAGAUAAAAUAAGUACUGGACAACUGGUCAGUCUUCUUUCCAACAAUCUGAACAAAUUUGAUGAGGGUCUUGCUCUGGCUCAUUUUGUAUGGAUAGCACCUUUACAAGUGGCACUGCUGAUGGGACUGCUCUGGGAUAUGUUAGAAGCUUCUGCAUUUUCUGGACUUGCUUUUCUAAUAGUCUUGGCCUUCUUCCAAGCCUGGCUGGGACAAAUGAUGAUGAAAUACAGGAAUAAGAGGGCAGGAAAGAUCAACGAGAGGCUUGUCAUCACCUCAGAAAUAAUUGAAAACAUACAGUCAGUUAAAGCCUAUUGUUGGGAAGAUGCAAUGGAAAAAAUGAUUGAAAGCAUCCGUGAAACUGAACUGAAGCUAACCCGAAAAGCUGCUUACAUGAGAUAUUUCAACAGUUCAGCCUUCUUCUUUUCAGGGUUUUUUGUGGUUUUUUUAGCUGUGCUUCCAUAUGCUGUGAUGAAAGGAAUUAUUCUCCGAAAAAUAUUUACCACCAUUUCCUUUUGCAUUGUUCUUCGAAUGACAGUGACCAGGCAGUUUCCUGGGUCUGUACAGACCUGGUAUGACUCUAUUGGAGCAAUAAACAAAAUACAGGAUUUCUUGCUGAAAAAAGAAUAUAAAGCCCUGGAGUAUAAUUUAACAACUACUGGUGUUGAGCUGGACAAAGUAACAGCUUUUUGGGAUGAGGGAAUUGGAGAGCUGUUUCUAAAAGCAAACCAGGAAAACAACAACAGCAAAGCUCCUAGCACUGUCAACAAUCUCUUCUUCAGUAAUUUUCCUCUUCAUGCCUCUCCUGUUCUUCAGGAUAUAAAUUUCAAGAUUGAGAAGGGAGAAUUAUUAGCUGUUUCUGGGUCUACUGGAGCAGGCAAGACUUCUCUUCUAAUGUUGAUAAUGGGAGAACUGGAGCCUUCACAGGGUAAAAUUAAACACAGUGGAAGGAUAUCCUUUUCACCUCAAGUCUCCUGGAUCAUGCCUGGAACAAUAAAAGAAAAUAUAAUUUUUGGAGUAUCCUACGAUGAAUACCGAUACAAGAGUGUCAUUAAAGCCUGCCAACUGGAAGAGGACAUUUCCAAGUUCCCAGACAAAGAUUAUACAGUGCUGGGUGAAGGUGGAAUCAUUCUGAGUGGAGGCCAGCGAGCACGAAUCUCACUAGCAAGAGCAGUGUACAAAGAUGCUGAUUUGUAUCUCCUGGAUUCUCCUUUUGGACAUUUAGACAUUUUUACAGAAAAAGAGAUAUUUGAAAGCUGUGUGUGCAAGUUGAUGGCGAAUAAAACGAGGAUCUUGGUUACUUCAAAACUGGAACAUUUAAAGAUUGCUGACAAAAUACUAAUUUUACAUGAGGGGAGCUGCUACUUCUAUGGAACAUUUUCUGAACUUCAGGGUCAACGGCCAGACUUCAGCUCAGAGCUGAUGGGAUUUGAUUCUUUUGAUCAGUUCAGUGCAGAGAGAAGAAAUUCGAUUCUAACCGAGACUCUCCGACGAUUUUCCAUUGAAGGAGAAGGCAUAGGAACAAGAAACGAAAUCAAGAAGCAAUCUUUUAAACAAACAUCAGAAUUUAAUGACAAAAGGAAGAACUCCAUCAUUAUUAAUCCUCUUCAUGCAAAUAGGAAGUUCUCAGUAGUGCAGAGGAAUGGAGUGCAGGUCAAUGGGAUAGAAGAUGGCCACAAUGACUCACCGGAGCCAAGGCUCUCCCUGGUACCUGACCUGGAACAGGGAGACGUAGGUCUGCUCCGGAAUAACAUGCUGAACACAGACCACGUGCUGCAAGGCCGUAGGAGGCAGUCUGUGUUAAACCUGAUGACAGGCACCUCUGUGAGCUACGGACCAAGCUUCCCCAAAAAGGGAAGUACAACAUUUCGGAAAAUGUCUAUGGUGCCUCAGACAAACCUGUCUUCUGAGAUAGAUAUCUACACCCGGCGCUUGUCUCGGGAUAGUGUGUUGGACAUAACUGAUGAGAUUAAUGAAGAGGAUUUGAAGGAAUGCUUUACUGAUGAUGCUGAAAGCAUAGGUACUGUUACCACAUGGAAUACCUAUUUCAGAUACGUUACCAUCCACAAAAACUUGAUUUUUGUUCUAAUCUUGUGUGUGACUGUCUUCUUAAUUGAGGUAGCUGCUUCCCUUGCUGGGUUAUGGUUUCUUAAAAAGACAGCUUUGAAAGCAAAUGCAACCCAAUCUGAAAACAGUACCUCCAACAAACCUCCUGUGAUUGUCACUGACACUAGUGCCUACUACAUCAUUUAUAUCUAUGUGGGAGUGGCAGAUACCCUGCUUGCCAUGGGAAUCUUCAGAGGUUUGCCCCUUGUGCAUACACUUAUAACAGUGUCUAAAACUCUUCAUCAAAAGAUGGUGCAUGCAGUUCUUCAUGCACCUAUGUCAACAUUCAACUCUUGGAAAGCAGGUGGUAUGCUUAACAGAUUCUCAAAAGAUACAGCAGUACUGGAUGACAUACUUCCACUUACAGUAUUUGACUUCAUUCAGUUAUUACUGAUUGUGAUUGGCGCUAUAACAGUAGUCUCAAUAUUACAACCCUACAUCUUCCUGGCAUCAGUGCCUGUGAUAGCAGCCUUUAUUGUGUUAAGGGCAUACUUCCUCCACACUUCUCAGCAGCUGAAACAACUGGAAUCUGAAGCUCGUAGUCCAAUAUUCACCCAUCUUGUUACAAGCUUAAAAGGACUCUGGACACUGAGAGCUUUUGGGCGACAGCCAUAUUUUGAGACCUUAUUUCACAAAGCCCUGAACCUACACACAGCAAACUGGUUCCUCUACCUGUCAACACUGCGCUGGUUCCAGAUGAGAAUAGAAAUGAUUUUUGUUGUCUUUUUUAUUGCUGUGGCAUUCAUAUCUAUCAUAACUACAGGUGAUGGACCAGGUAGAGUUGGCAUUAUUCUUACUUUAGCUAUGAACAUCAUGGGAACCUUGCAAUGGGCAGUAAACUCAAGCAUAGAUGUGGACAGUUUGAUGCGGUCUGUUGGACGUAUAUUUAAAUUUAUUGACAUGCCAACAGAAGAGAUGAAAAAUGUUAAGCCACAGAAGAAUAACCAGUUUUCAGAUGCCCUUGUAAUCGAAAACAGACAUGCAAAGGAGAACUGGCCAUCUGGGGGUCAAAUGACUGUGGAGGAUCUCACAGCCAAAUACAGUGAUGGAGGAGCUGCUGUGUUAGAAAACAUAUCUUUUUCAAUAAGUUCAGGGCAAAGGGUGGGCCUUUUAGGGAGAACUGGUUCAGGAAAAAGUACCUUACUUUUUGCAUUUUUGCGACUGCUGAAUACAGAAGGGGAUAUCCAGAUUGAUGGAGUCUCUUGGAGCACAGUCAGUGUGCAGCAAUGGAGAAAGGCAUUUGGAGUGAUUCCUCAGAAGGUAUUCAUAUUUUCCGGAACUUUUCGGAUGAAUUUGGAUCCUUAUGGGCAGUGGAAAGAUGAAGAAAUAUGGAAAGUUGCAGAGGAGGUUGGGCUGAAGUCUGUAAUUGAGCAGUUUCCAGGCCAGCUUGAUUUUGUCCUUGUGGAUGGAGGUUGUGUCCUCAGUCACGGUCACAAACAGCUGAUGUGCCUUGCCCGCUCAGUUCUCAGCAAAGCUAAAAUCUUGCUGCUCGAUGAACCAAGUGCUCACCUGGACCCUGUAACUUCUCAAGUGAUCAGGAAGACUCUGAAGCACGCAUUUGCCAACUGCACGGUGAUACUCUCUGAACACAGGCUCGAGGCAAUGCUGGAGUGCCAGAGAUUUUUGGUAAUCGAGGACAAUAAAUUGAGGCAGUAUGAAUCCAUUCAGAAGCUGCUGAACGAGAAGAGCUCCUUCAGGCAAGCCAUCAGCCACGCUGAUCGCUUGAGGCUGCUCCCAGUACACCACAGACACUCCAGCAAACGCAAACCCCACCCCCAAAUCACUGCCCUGCAGGAGGAGACGGAGGAAGAAGUGCAGGAGACGAGGCUGUGAGGCACGGUGUUGGCCCCUUCUUUGU
Calypte anna (Anna's hummingbird) is the source of this 4477-nucleotide messenger RNA. RefSeq names its product CF transmembrane conductance regulator (gene CFTR). Gene Ontology annotation, cellular component: plasma membrane; cytosol; apical plasma membrane. The record is from RefSeq and is a predicted model, not a curated record. The coding region runs from base 1 to 4452 and encodes 1483 amino acids. Lineage: Eukaryota; Metazoa; Chordata; Aves; Apodiformes; Trochilidae. The transcript has 27 exons. Gene Ontology annotation, biological process: chloride transmembrane transport; bicarbonate transport. Gene Ontology annotation, molecular function: chloride channel activity; ABC-type transporter activity; ATP hydrolysis activity.